Molecule: messenger RNA, 1820 nt
Organism: Chinchilla lanigera (long-tailed chinchilla)
Lineage: Eukaryota; Metazoa; Chordata; Mammalia; Rodentia; Chinchillidae
Gene: Rnf152
Product: ring finger protein 152
Exons: 3
Coding region: 409-1020 (203 amino acids)
Biological process (GO): positive regulation of autophagy; apoptotic process; protein polyubiquitination
Cellular component (GO): lysosomal membrane; lysosome
Molecular function (GO): ubiquitin protein ligase activity
Source: RefSeq, a predicted model, not a curated record
CAGCCGGGCGGGAGGAGCGGGCGGCCGCCGGCCCGCGGUGCGCGUGGGGCUGAAAGGGGCGGGCGCCCGGGACCCCCGGCGAUGCUGCCGCCGCCGCGCGCUUAGCGAGCGCCCGAGCCGGCUGCGGAGGAAGGCUCUUAAGUCUUCUAAACCACUUAGGAUCAUGCUGGCCCUUAGCAAUCCCUUACUACUUCACUAUUCUCUGCUAAAAUUGCCUUCAUCUCUUCUCAUGAUCACAGUUUCUCCCCAGCCAGACAUGAACACACCUGCCAGCGCUAAAUACCUGUGAACUCCAUGGUCCCCUCCUGACAUCAGAAAGACGACAUCAGAAAGACACGGAGUGGUGGCCUCUGAGAACCAGCUCCUGUCCUUUGGUCUUGGCCUUGCCCUUCCUGCUCAAGGUCCACGAUGGAGACGCUCUCCCAGGACUCUUUGCUGGAAUGUCAGAUCUGUUUCAAUUACUACAGCCCGCGGCGAAGGCCCAAGUUGCUGGACUGCAAACACACCUGCUGCUCAGUGUGCCUCCAGCAGAUGAGGACGAGCCAGAAGGACGUGAGGUGCCCCUGGUGUCGAGGCAUCACCAAGCUGCCCCCAGGCUUCUCCGUGUCCCAGCUCCCAGAUGACCCCGAGGUCCUGGCCGUGAUCGCCAUUCCGCACACUUCUGAGCACACCCCUGUUUUCAUAAAACUUCCCAGCAAUGGGUGCUAUAUGCUGCCCCUGCCCAUCUCUAAGGAGCGCACACUGCUGCCUGGAGACGUGGGCUGCCGCCUGCUGCCCGGGAGCCAGCAGAAGUCUGUCACUGUGGUGACCAUCCCUGCUGAACAGCAGCCCCUGCAAGGUGGGGCUCCCCAGGAGGUGGUGGAGGAGGAGCCAGAUAGGCGGGGCGUGGUGAAAAGCUCCACCUGGUCUGGUGUGUGCACUGUCAUCCUGGUGGCCUGCGUCUUGGUCUUCCUCCUCGGCAUCGUGCUCCACAACAUGUCUUGCAUUUCUAAGCGCUUCACUGUGAUAUCCUGUGGCUGAUGUGGGGUGCAGGGGAGGCUCUGUGGGUACCAACUUAGGGGUUGAGCAGGUGUUGGUGAUGGGAUCCCGGCUGAGAAGGUGGGGGAUGACACUGACCAUUUGGUGCCAAGCACUGGCCUCUGGGUUGCCACUUGAUUCGCCCGAAGACAGACGCCAAGGGCAGAAGGUGAGGUCUCAACAAGAUACCGGGAGAAUUGUCCUGAGAAUUGAUGGCAACAGCUUUGAAGAUGAUUGCAUGCGUCCUCAUAAUCAUGUAUUAAAUGGGCUGUAAUUUAUGAUUUUUCAAGAUCAUGUACGAGAUAGACAUAUUCUACUUAGACCUUCAGCAGUACACGUGCGUACCAAUGUGAUCUCUUAAAGCAGUAGAUUAAAACAGAGAUGCUGUUUAUACAAGUAGAGUUAAACCUCGAAUCCUUGUGAAAAUUCAGUGAAGACAUACAGUCCUGGCUUCUUUGCUUUUUGUUUUUUAAACGAAACCCAGUCUUCAUUUAGUUGCUAAGGCUUUAUAUACAUUUUGAAUGGCAUCCAAAUCAAAAUAAGUGAAACAGACUGUCGUGUUCUCGGAGAAAAUAUUUGAACAAGUGUCUCUAGUGUGUUGUAUUUUGUCAUGUACCUUCCUUUUCCUUCACUUGUGAUUAGAGCUCGCUACAUGUUUAUUAAAUGGAAAGCCCAACAGGGGAGCAAUAAACUGAGAAAUAAUGAGAAAUGCCUGAAUCCCACAGGAAACCUGUAUGCCAAUUUUUCUCAAGCCAUCUCCCAAAAUAAGAAUUUAAAAUGUAAAUAUUAUGUAUUUGUGGAUA